Messenger RNA from Mercenaria mercenaria, 926 nucleotides. RefSeq lists its product as uncharacterized. The annotation marks the transcript as partial. NCBI's taxonomy places the organism in Eukaryota, Metazoa, Mollusca, Bivalvia, Venerida, Veneridae. The transcript is spliced from 3 exons. The record is from RefSeq and is a predicted model, not a curated record.
CAAUUACUUCUUGGUAGUACCAAUAAACCCAUUAUUGAACUGAUUAAAUUGUUUUGUCAUCCGACCCACCCUCAAUGAAAUUGGCACAUCAUGUAGCCAAGUCGACUAUAUUAGUGUAUAUAGAAAGAAACUGAGCUAGUUGAGGCGAAGGGGUGACAAAUGGCGCCCAACGUGUUAUAUGGGUUGCCUUGGAAUAUAGCAAAGUGAAGUUAAUGUGAAAGCUAUAGGAGAUUUACCUCCUUAGUAUUAAUGACCUACUUAUAUAAUGGAUAGCACAGACACUUUGGAUUAACCGGAACAUUAUUCAACAGGACCCUGCCUGCUACUUUAUAUGGAAUUAUCGGUGCACCGCGGAUACAUUACAACAGGAUACCAGAACUUCAACAGGAUGCGAGAACUUCAACAGGAUACCAAAACUGAACUUCAACAGGAUACAAGAACUUCAACAGGAUGUAUGGUUAUUAGUGAUAUUGUGAUAGACCUAUAAGGAUUUAUAUUGUGAAAGAUGUACAAGGUGUGGUAAUGUGAGUAAUACAGCGUAUGAUAUAAAGUGAUUUAGCCUGAUAGAGAGUGGAACACUGAAUGCACGAAUAUGGCUGAGGCAAGCAAACCAUUCGAAAACAACAUGCUCUUGUGUCCUAAUCCUAAAUGUGGUGACAUUGGAGAAAGCAAAUUUUGCAAAUCUUGUGGUUACCAGAGAGUACCGAUCCCAGAGGCGUCUUGUACUGGUUCUGGUUCAGAUGACAAUAGACCAGCUUCUUCUGUAGAUUUAAUGAGGACACAAGGAUUUCAUGAAACUUCUGGCGCCAAAGUCAGUAAACAACGGUUGAAAACUGAUAUUUGCCGCUUCUGUGAGUGUGCCCUUGAGACUGGAUCAACAUUUUGCCGCACAUGUGGUAAAAAAGUACAGCGGUCAGGAAGUACAG